Messenger RNA from Erythranthe guttata (spotted monkey flower), 3918 nucleotides. The record is from RefSeq and is a predicted model, not a curated record. Lineage: Eukaryota; Viridiplantae; Streptophyta; Magnoliopsida; Lamiales; Phrymaceae.
AUGGUGGAUGUUAUCGUUUCCGGAGUGGCUGCGCGGCUUACGGAUCUCAUAGCGAAGCAAAUUCGAAAUAGAGUGUAUUUGGUGAGAGGCGUUCAGAGCGAUAUUCAAAAUCUUUCCGGCGAGCUCAAAAGACUAGGAAACACGUUGGACGAUGCAGAGAGGAGAGAAUUCAAGGACAAGAGCGUCAAAGAUUGGUUGAGGAAGCUAGAAGACGCGUCUUACGAAAUGGACGAUGUGUUGGACGAAUGGAACAUUUCCAUUGUCAAACUUCAGCAGAAGAAGGUAGGGUCCUUCAUCCCGUCUCCAAGUCUAGUUUGCAACAACUUUUAUUUUCGUCACAAUUUCGCCUUGAAAAUAAUAGAAGUGAAAAAACGACUCGAUCUGAUUUUCAUGGAGAGAGAUCGGUUCGAUUUUGUGGCCUCUUACCCUAUUCAUGCCUCUCGCGAACCGCGGCUAAGUCAAACUACUUCUUUGAUUGACUUAGCGAAAGUUUGCGGCCGCGAGUCUGAAAAUGAAAACCUGGUAGACAAACUUAUGAGUGUAGGUGGUAGCAGAGACGAAUUAGACGUAUGUGUCCUCUCCAUAGUGGGCCCGGGGGGUAUUGGAAAGACAACUCUUGCUAAACUAGCUUAUAAUGAUAAUCGAGUAAAAAAUUGCUUUCAACUAAGAAUUUGGAUAUGUGUUUCACGUUCUUUUGAUGAGGUUGGAAUAGCGAAUGAAAUUAUUUUGAGGGCAGGGGGAAGUAAACCAAAUACAAACCAAUUAGAUAUGCUAUUACGUUGUCUAAAAGAGUUAAUUUCCGGAAAGAAGUUUCUUCUUGUCCUGGAUGAUGUUUGGAUAGAAGAUAAUACCAAGUGGGAACCUCUAAAAAACUCUCUCAAACAACGUGACGGGGUGGGUAGUAAGAUUUUGGUGACAACCAGAAAUCAAAGUGUUGCUGUAAUGAUGGGUAGUGUUAAGAAUGAGAUCCACCAUGUAGGAAGUCUGUCAGACGAUGAGUGUUGGUUGUUAUUAAGUGAGAUAGCCCUUUCUGGAAAGAACGAGGAGGAAUGUAAAAAAUUUCAUAACAUAGGUAAGAAUAUUGCUAAGAAGUGCAAGGGAUUGCCACUUGCAGCAAAGACUUUGGGAAGUCUUUUGCUUUCUAAGAAUACCUUGAAAGAAUGGGAGAAUGUAAUGAAUAGUGAAAUAUGGGAAUUAGAGAAAGUAGAAAUCGACAUCUUCUCCCAUUUGCUUAUAAGUUACAACGAACUGUCCCCGGCACUUAAGCGUUGUUUCUCAUAUUGUGCUGUCUUUCCUAAAGAUACCAAAAUUGAUGUGGAGAGUAUAGUAACCAAAUGGAUGGCAAUGGGUUACCUAGAAUCACGCGGGAGUAAUGGCGGUGACUGGAAAGUUAGAGGGAGAGAGAACUUUGAUAAGUUAGCGAUGCUCUCUCUAUUUCAAGACUUUAACAGUUGUGGUGAUAAGACGGAAUCGUUUAAGAUGCACGAUAUCUUGCAUGAUUUUGCUCUAUUCCUUAGGAAGAAUGGUAGGGUAGGAGCAGCAGGAAUGAAGAAAACAACCUGCCAAGCUUGUAACAUUUUGAUAGUUUCUCAAGUUCAAGAAUACCGUAGCUUAUUUAACUACAAAGAACUUCCAAAUCCACAUCUUUGUGAUUGCCUCGCACGUGUGAGGUUGUUAAGUUUAAGGAAAUGUGGCUUGAGAGGUAUUCCGAAACAAAUAGAAAAGUUGAUUCACUUGAGAUGGUUGAACUUGGGUCGUAAUAAUUUUCACGACCAAGAUGUGAAGACCGUUUGUAAGCUUUAUAACUUGCAAUUUCUUUGGUUGGACGUGUGCCGGCUAGAAGAGAUUUCCUCUAAAAUUGGGAAUUUGGUUCACUUGAUACACUUGGACUUGAGCUAUAACAAUCUUCUUAAAGAGUUACCGGAGAAAGUAUGCAAUUUGUGCAAGUUAGAAACUUUGAAUGUCGAUGGGUGUGAGAGUCUUUCCAAACUUCCCCAAGGGAUACACAGACUCGUCAACCUCAAACACCUCUAUAAUUCUGGUACUAGGUCUCUCGUGCAAUAUCCUCAAGGACUAGGCCAGUUAACCUGCCUUGACACGUUGAGUCGCUUUGCUUUUGACAAGCUACACUGGAAUGAGUUGGGAUUGUUGAAAAACUUAAACCGACUUAGCGGGUGCCUGGAAUUGAAGACUAACUUUGGUGAUCAAUUACUUGAUGGGGAUAUCAAGGAAGAGCAUCUUGAGGCUAUUCGUGAAGCAGAGUUGGGGAAAAAGAAGCACAUUCAAGAACUUCGAAUAAAUUUUUCUGGACACGUUAUUUUAUUAGAUGCUCUGAAGCCACAUCCGAAUCUACAGAUUCUGGAUCUUACCCUGGCCUGUGAGCAUCGACUUCCAUGGUGGAUCGCCUCGCCCAUCAACCAACUCAUAUCUAUUACCCUCUCUGAAUGUACACACCUAUCGUCGUUGUCGCAUAUAGGUCAACUACCCCUCCUCGAGAACUUUGAGAUCAAAUUUGAAUCUUUUUAUUCUCGAUUGGAGUUUGUUGGACGGGAAAUCUUGGGAAUGACAACAACAACAACAACAACAACAACAACAACAACAACAACAACAAGGGAUCAUAUAAGUGAAGCUUCUUCAUCUUCUUUGACAGCAGCAGCAGCAACAGCAACAACAUCAACAACAAGGGAUCAUAUAAGUGAAGCUUCUUUAUCUUCUUCGAUGGUGGGUAGAAGAAAUACUAACACUAUUGGGUUUCCAAAGUUGAAGAAACUUAAAUUUACGAAUUGUUCGAGGUGGAAAGAGUGGGAGGACAUUACGGCCGAAGAAGAAGAUUCAGAUGCCAUCACAUUAAUGCCUUGCCUGACGGAGCUGAUUAUUCGAAACUGCUCGGAAUUGACUAAGCUGCCACAUCGCCUCCUGCGAAAGGCAUCCCAAAAAGAAAUGCUAACUUACCACACCAUGAAUAAGCUAAAAAUAAACCUCUUCCCCCAUUUGCUUUUGAGUUACAACGAAUUGUCCCCAACACUUAAGCGUUGCUUCUCAUACUGUGCCGUUUUUCCUAAAGAUACCGAAAUUACUUUGAGCAUUCUGAUAACAAAAUGGAUGGCACUAGGUUACCUUGGAGCGCACGGCGACUGGAAACUUAGAGGAAGAGAGUACUUUAAUAAAUUAGCAAUGCGUUCUCUACUUCAAGACUUUAGGGAAGGUGGCUUAGAUGAGAAGAUGAUAACUUUUAAGAUGCAUGAUAUAGUACAUGACUUUGCUCAAUUCCUUAAGAAGAAUGUCGGAUCUAGAAUUAAGAAAACAACAUGCCAAACUUGUAACCCUUUGUUAGUUUCCAAAGUCGAACAAUACCGUAGCUUAUUUCACUACUAUGCACUUGAUCCACAUCUUUGUGAUCGCCUCACUAGUUUGAGGUUGCUGAAGUUAAGAAAAUGUAGCUUGGAAGGUAUCCCGAAAGAAAUAGAAAAGUUGAUUCACUUGAGGUGGUUGGACUUGGGUUGUAAUGAAAUUCCGAACCAAGAUCUCAAGACCAUUUGCAAGCUUUACAACUUGCAAUUUCUUUGGGUGGACGCAUGCGGGCUAGAAGAGAUUCCGCGGGAAAUUGGGAAUUUGGUUCACUUGAUACACUUGGAUUUGGGCGAUAAUAAUUUGUAUUUGGAUGACCUCGAGUCCAUUUGUAAGAUGUAUAACUUGCAAUAUCUCAAUGUCGAAAUGUGCAAGCUACUAGAGAUUUCGGAUGAAAUUGGGAAUUUGAUUCACUUGAAAACCCUGAAUUUGGGCUACAAUAAUUCUUUAGAAGUGUUGCCGGAGAGCCUGUGCAAUUUGCGCGAAUUAGAAAGCUUGGAUAUCACUUCAUGCCGGAGUCUUGUUCGACUUCCCCCAGGGAUCCACACUGUCACGGACUUGUUCCCUUAA